Messenger RNA from Dipodomys spectabilis (banner-tailed kangaroo rat), 1412 nucleotides. It is a transcript of the gene Fcgrt, whose product is annotated as Fc fragment of IgG receptor and transporter. Gene Ontology annotation, biological process: immune response. Bases 114 to 1205 code for a protein of 363 amino acids. The record is from RefSeq and is a predicted model, not a curated record. Gene Ontology annotation, cellular component: external side of plasma membrane. Lineage: Eukaryota; Metazoa; Chordata; Mammalia; Rodentia; Heteromyidae. The transcript is spliced from 7 exons. Gene Ontology annotation, molecular function: beta-2-microglobulin binding.
GGAGUUGGUGUGCAGUGUCCAGACAGGAUGUGAGAGAGGAACUGGGGUCCCCAGUCACGGGAACUGGCCAGGGCUGCAGGCGCAGGGGACAAGGCGGCGGGUGCCCUCUCAGCAUGGAGGUGCCCUGGCCCCAGCCCUGGGCACUGGGUCUCCUGCUUGUCCUCCUGAAUCGGAGCUGGGGUGCAGAGCCCCAGCUCUCCCUCCUCUACCACCUCACCGCCGUGACCAACCCUGCCCCCGGCACCCCUGCCUUCUGGGCCUCCGGUUGGCUGGGUCCACAACAAUACUUGAGCUACAGCAGCCUGCGGCCAUGGGCUGAGCCCUGCGGGGCGUGGGUCUGGGAGAGCCAGGUGCCCUGGUACUGGGAGAAAGAAACCACAGACCUGAAGAGCAAGGAGAAGCUAUUUAAAGACGCCAUUCAAGCCCUGGGGAAAGAUCCGCAAGUCCUGCAAGGGCUGCUGGGUUGUGAACUUGCCCCUGACAACUCGUCGGUGCCCACGGCCAUCUUCGCGCUGAAUGGUGAGGAGUUCAUGAGGUUCAACCCCAGGAUGAGCAACUGGACGGGGAACUGGCCCGAGACCCUGACCAUUGGUCAGCUGUGGAUGAAGCAGGCGGACACGGUGUGGAAGGAGAGGGACUUCUUGCUCUCCUCCUGCCCUCAGCGACUGCUGGGACACCUGGAGCGGGGGCGCGGAAACCUGGAGUGGAAGGAGCCCCCCUCCAUGCGCCUGAGGGCUCGGCCCAGCAGCCCCGGCUUCUCCGUGAUCACCUGCAGUGCCUUCUCCUUCUAUCCGCCCGAGCUGCAGCUGCGAUUCCUGCGGAACGGGAUGGCAGCUGGCACGGGCAACGCCAGCGGCUUCGGCCCCAAUGGGGACGGCUCCUUCCAUGCCUGGUCCUCACUCAUUGUCAAGAGCGGUGAUGAGCACCACUACCGCUGCCUGGUGCAGCACAAGGGACUGGCGAAGCCCUUCUUUGUUGAGCUGGAGUCACCAGCCAAGUCCUCAGUCCCAGUAGCUGGAAUUGUCCUUGGCUUCUUGGUGUUUGUGGCGGCGGCAGGUGCAGGAGGAGCUCUGCUGUGGUGGAGGAUGAGAAGAGGGUUGUCAGCCCCUUGGAUUUCCCUCCGUGGAGAUGACGAUGACAGCCUUCUGUCCACUCCCAGCCUGCCACAGGAUGCUGACCCUCAGGACAUAAAUGUAUCAGCCUGACUGUCCCCCACUCUGGCUGCGACAAAUUAGUAUAAUCUCAUCCCGUUCAUGCUGUGAGACCCAAUCCUGGCAUCUCUGAGCCUCCAGAGGAGUCCUGGGCCCAAUGUCCUCUCUCUGGACCCCUCCUUUUGUGGCCUGCCUCAGUUUCCCCUCCUAAUGUAUAUGGCACUUUUCCAUGUCCACAUAUAACAUGAGUUUGGGCCCAAA